Molecule: messenger RNA, 1607 nt
Organism: Erinaceus europaeus (western European hedgehog)
Lineage: Eukaryota; Metazoa; Chordata; Mammalia; Eulipotyphla; Erinaceidae
Gene: C13H1orf50
Product: chromosome 13 C1orf50 homolog
Exons: 5
Coding region: 81-680 (199 amino acids)
Source: RefSeq, a predicted model, not a curated record
GGGCGCAGAAGCUCCGCCCACCGGUCUUUAUGCGCAAGCUCUUCCGCUUCAUCGGCUGGUAGUGGGUGCAAGUCGCUGUCAUGGAGAACUCUGCAGCUCCUGUCCGGACUGAAGAGCUCGCUGGAAACCAAGAAGUUCAGUCGACGACAAGUCGGGGAGGAGCGCUGGUGGAGCUCACCCCGACCCCCGGCGGCCUGGCCCUGGUGAGCCCCUACCACACCCACCGGGCCGGCGACCCGUUAGACCUCGUGGCGCUCGCAGAGCAGGUGCAGAAGGCUGAUGAAUUCAUCCGAGCAAAUGCCACCAACAAGCUGACAGUCAUAGCUGAGCAAAUCCAACAUUUGCAAGAACAAGCCAGGAAGGUACUGGAAGAUGCUCACAGAGAUGCUGAUUUGCACCAUGUAGCUUGUAAUAUAGUAAAAAAACCUGGAAACAUUUAUUACCUUUAUAAGCGGGAAAGUGGUCAGCAGUAUUUUUCCAUUAUUUCACCAGAGGAAUGGGGGCCAAGUUGUCCACAUGACUUCCUUGGUGCCUACAAGCUACAACAUGACAUGUCUUGGAUUCCAUAUGAAGAUAUUGAGAAGCAAGACGCCAAAGUUGGCAUAGUGAAUAAGUUGCUAAACCAGCCCAUGGCCCUGCCUCCACACACUGAGUCCAACCUUCAGGGACUGACUCAUUGAGAGUGGAUUCUGACAGUGUUCUCAUAGCAAGGAUCUCUUGCCUCCUUGUUACACUUUUCUGCCAUGAUGAGAAGUACAUGAAAAUUGAUGGCAUGUAGAUGAACCGUGAACGUCUUGGAAGUCUGUGGAAUAUAAAUGUUGUCAUUAUCACUUUUAGUUGGUAUAAUGAAUCAAGCUCCCCCCCCCCCUUUUUUUAAAUCUUCUCUGGACUACAGAUACCCAGCAAAUCACUUAUAUUGUACUGGAGAAUUUACAUCUCUUCUCCUUUAUUGCCAGCUAUUUUCUCCUUAGAGCAUUAGAGAAAGAGGAAUUUCUUCUCACAGAGACUCGGGUGAAUCUUCCAGAGAGGGCUGUUUUUUAGUCUUUGUUACUGGAAGUGUUUAAGAUUGAGGCUAAGAGGCCUGGCCCCCAUGGUACUGAGGGAAGCUUCAGUGCUGUGGUGUCCAUCCUCAUUCUCUCUCUCCUCUCUCUCCCAUCCCCUUUCUUGCCCCCCCUUUACUUCCUUUCUCUCUCUCUCUCUCUCUCCCUCCCUCCCCUUUCCUCUUACCACCCCAUAUGAAAUGUCAACCCAUAGUGGUGAUGACCAAAAAGAAAGAAAUUUGGUUUAAGACUAUUUAUCACUUGAUAAAUAGUUAUAUCAAGUGAGAUAACUCACUUGAUAUAACACAUGCUUUCCCAUGCAUGAGCAACUGGGUUUGAGGACCUGGGUUUGAGGACCUGGGUUCAGGUUUUGUGAGCAGUAUGCAAAGGGAAGCUUCACAAGUGGCAGAUUAGUACUGUGGUCUCUCUCUGUCUCUUUUCUUCCCUUUGUCUCUUACCCUCUAUCUUAAAAAAAUUAUUUAAUAGUGGCACUAUAUUCACAUCUGUCUGGGAAUGAGAAUGUUGGGUCACAGAGGGUAAUAAACAACUUGGCUUAGUUGAACUAGA